AUGAAAGGAGGGAUUCAUGAGAAACAUCUACCUGCAUGGUUAGAGAGAUUAAUGGGUGAAACAUUCUUUGGUGGUUGUGGGGUCCACCAAGAUAGAAAGAAGAACGAGAAGAACGUCCUUUGCUUACACUGUUGUCUCUCUAUAUGUCCUCACUGUCUCCCUUCCCACCGCCAUCACCCUCUCCUCCAGGUGAGAAGGUAUGUUUAUCAUGACGUGGUUCGAUUGAGUGAUCUUGAAAAGCUCAUAGAUUGUUCCAAUAUUCAAGGAUAUACGAUUAACGGUGCUAAAGUGAUAUUCUUAAAAGAGAGGGUUCAGUCAAGGUCAUGCAAAGAUACUGCCAACGUUUGCUGCUCUUGUGACAGGAUUCUCCAGGAGCCCUUCCAUUUCUGUUCUCUCUCAUGCAAGGUUGAUUUCAUGGUAUGCAAGGGUGAAAGGAUAUCGAGCAUAUUACAUCGAUACAAUGAAUCAGAUUUUUCAUAUUACUCCCAGUUCGAGGGUUUAAGGGUUGAUAGCUCUGAAGUUAUUGAUGAAGAUAAUGCCCAUUUUGCCCCUACUACUGAAGAAGCUACAAGCCAUUCUAUGAAUAAUACUGUUUCAUCAUGUGAACAAGAACUCGAGAAUAAUAAAGCCAAUGGUAAUUUCUUCCUCUCUCAUGGAAGCUGCAGGAGAAAGAGUGCCCCUAAGAGAGCUCCACUCUCCUAG
Molecule: messenger RNA, 702 nt
Organism: Vicia faba (fava bean)
Lineage: Eukaryota; Viridiplantae; Streptophyta; Magnoliopsida; Fabales; Fabaceae
Source: the annotation of a GenBank genome assembly